CGUCAGAAGCGUGAGGUUAGUUUUAUUGUGUUGCGGCUGUCAUCUUAGCGCUUUGACCACAUCCUUACAUUGCAGAACCUGUUUCGGCUUGUGGGAAAUCUGCUGGUGAAACCCUGCGAUAUGACAGAUGAAACAGGCACUCGUCUUUUAAGUGUAUUCACCGCACUUCAUCCUCCAUCCCACGCCUGUCCAGGACUCGAGGGCACCAUCAUGUCUCGACCAGCUGCCCCCCCAAGCUACGCAGAGGCCACGGCCGGGGACAAGGAACUUGGGUACGGGGCCCCUCCCUAUACUGCCCAGCCGGCGCAUAUCCCACCCCCCUCCGUGCCCAUUCACCCCAGCUGGGCCUUCGUCCACCCCAGCCCCAGUCCCGGCUACACAAAUCCCUAUGCCUCUGACAUGUCCUCACCUUUCUCUGACCCAGGCACCAAUGGGAGCUGCGAUGGACUCAGCGGAGACGGGUGGGAGGAUAAAACCAUCCAGCGCAUGUUCAUCCGGAAGGUUUUCACCAUCUUGAUGAUCCAGCUGAUGGUGACUUUUGGAAUUGUGGCUCUGUUUACAUUCUGUGAGCCGGUCAGGCUGUUUGUGCAGUACAACCGGAUCCUGUACCUCGCCUCCUACAUCACAUUCAUGGGAUCAUACCUGGCGUUGGUGUGCAGUACAAGUGCCAGACGUCGCUAUCCCACCAACCUUAUUCUCCUGGGUAUUUUCACACUGGCCAUGUCAUACAUGGCAGGAAUGCUUGCGAGUUACCACAACACAAAAGUGGUGAUGCUGUGCAUUGGAAUUACUGCCAUGGUGUGCCUGGCUGUCACCCUUUUCUGCUUUCAAACCAAGUUUGACUUCACUUCCUGCCACGGCCUGAUGUUCUCUCUGAUGAUGGUGCUCCUGCUCACUGGACUACUGCUGGUGUUCACUGCCCCCUUCGGAUAUAUUCCAUGGUUACAGACCACCUACGCAGGACUUGGGGCACUUGUCUUUACACUGUUCCUUGCCUUCGAUGUUCAGCUGCUGAUGGGGAACCGCCGCUACUCCCUGAGCCCGGAGGAGCAUGUGUUUGGAGCUCUCUGUCUUUACAUGGACAUCGUCUACAUCUUCUUUUUCCUGUUGCAGCUUUUCGGGAGUCGAGAGUGAACCCCAAACCUUUCUUCUCUGCAUCCCACCAGCACCCAUGUGAAAAUCAGUCUUGGUUAAACACCAGCCCCCCGUCUCCCAUCACUCCUGUGCAUAGUCAAACCUGCCGCUCCUAAAGAGGUCUGAAACUCUGGAGCAAAGGGAUUCCUUUCAUGUCCCGUUUCGUCUUUUAUCUUAUUUUUUCUUAUCAUCUACUCGGAGCCUUCCACUAUAUCCUGUUACUGCAGAGUAAGGCAGUUUGGUCUUCAAGCACUAAGGGUCUCGAUUUUAAACCCAACCAAACCACUACUGCCUCACUCAUUGGGAGUAUCCAGGUAGAAUAUUAAGUAAACUAAAGGAGGGGGAGGGGAGAGGGGUGGGGGGCACAUUUCAUAAUUUACAUUCUGUAAUUUUUCAAAACAGGAACCAAACACAAUAUAAUUCAAGGUCUGUCUAUUUGUGUCCUCUAUGAUUCUUCAUUGUUGUUUCUGCUUGUAUGAUUACACUAUGUAACACAAUUUUUGUUCCUGGGUAGUAAGUAUUAUUUCCUAAUUGCUUAUGCCUCAAAAGUACAGAAAAUGGCUAUUAUUCCCCACAAACUUUGCUUUUGUGACCAGGACAGUGAUAUUUUGAAAUUUACCUAUUUCCAAUGAGAAAACAGGCGAAUUUGUGUCUUUUCGUUCACAUAAAGUCAGAAAAAAACAACAUAUGAAUCCAAAUUAACAUGUAUUUAUACUAAAGUAAUACAAAAAUGACUACAAAAGAUUUAGAAGUGAGUAGUUUUUCGAGAUUUACGAUUAUACUGUAAAUCACUUUCACGAAUCAGCCCCCAAAUGUAGUCUCCCAUCAUGUUCUCGUUAUACUGUCCUUGGUAGCGGCUUUCAAAGUCCAGUAUAUCCUGGUGGAAGCGCUCGCCUUGCUCCUCCGAGUAUGCUCCCAUGUUCUCCUUGAAUUUAUCAAGACGAGCAUCAAGGAUAUGGACUUUGUGCCAUAGUUCUUCACCAGAGUCUCAACCAGCUCCACAUAGUUUUCGGCCUU
Molecule: messenger RNA, 2151 nt
Organism: Acipenser ruthenus (sterlet)
Lineage: Eukaryota; Metazoa; Chordata; Actinopteri; Acipenseriformes; Acipenseridae
Gene: faim2a
Product: Fas apoptotic inhibitory molecule 2a
Exons: 13
Coding region: 121-1134 (337 amino acids)
Biological process (GO): negative regulation of apoptotic signaling pathway
Cellular component (GO): membrane; endoplasmic reticulum; Golgi apparatus
Source: RefSeq, a predicted model, not a curated record